Messenger RNA from Cyclocybe aegerita, 942 nucleotides. The record is from the annotation of a GenBank genome assembly. NCBI's taxonomy places the organism in Eukaryota, Fungi, Basidiomycota, Agaricomycetes, Agaricales, Hemipholiotaceae.
AUGGGCCUGUUCUCAAAGAAAUGGAAUCCUGACGGCAAGCAUGUUUACAUUACAGGUGGUAGCACUGGCCUGGGACUCAGCCUUGCUCAGCUUCUGACGCGAAAGGGAGCACAUGUAUCAAUUGUCGCGAGAAACAAGGACAAGUUGGACGCGGCCCUUGCGUCAUUUGAGAAAGAACGCGUGAGUCCUUCCCAAGUCCUGAAAGCCUACUCGCAUGCAUUGGAUACGGCUGCUGCGUCGACCGAGGCACUCGAAGCUGUCUGCGAGCCGUUUGGAGGUCAAGCCCCUGAUGCGAUAAUUAUGUGUGCUGGCGCCUCAAAACCCAUGUUCUUCGUGGAGAUGACCGAGGAGGACUUGGUAAACGGGAUGACGAAUGGGUACUGGGUGCAAGCUUGGACGGCCUGGGCAGCAGCCAAGAAGAUGGCCAAGCAGCAUAGAGCAGGCUCGAAGAUCGUCUUUGUGUCUUCCACUCUGGGGUACAUGACCUUCAUCGGCUGGGCGUCGUACUCCCCACCCAAACACGCUCUACGAGGUCUCGCGGACACGUUACAAUCCGAACUGAUGCUCUACGGCGUGGAUGUGCACAUCUUCUUUCCACCGUCGAUGUUUACACCCGGGUUUGAUGAAGAGAACAAGACGAAGCCUGCCAUCGUCAGGAAGAUUGAGAGCGCGGACGAAGGGAUCACGCCAGAACAGGCUGCGGUGACUUUGUUCAAGGGGGUGCAAAAUGGAGAGGCCCAUAUAACUGCCGAUCUCAUUACAACUCUCCUCAGGGCGUCAACGCGUGGCCCGAGUUACAGGUCUAAUUGGUUUUUGGACGCACUGUACGACAUGGUUGCCUAUAUUGCUAUGCCUGUCUGGAGAUCAUCUGUGGACAAGCAAGUUGUGGAACACCGAGAAGAGCAUGAGCGUUAUCUCUCCCAACAGGGUUUCUUCUCAUAG